AAAAAAUCUUUUUCCAAUCUAUAAAUACAAAUAUAUAUACAAAUUGGCUGCCAAACUUUUAAUUUACCCAUUUUGGAGACAAACCCAUGUUGUAAUUUCACAAAAAGUUUAUAUCUUUAUAUAUAAUUUUUUGUGGGGUUGUUAAAAAAAAUUGUAUCCAAAUGACGGAAAUUGGCGCCAAAAAAUGGAAAAUAUUGAGAUAUGUGAUGAUGGGGUUGAUGAAUUUUGUGUUAUUAUCUUCAAUGUUUGUAUCUGCAGCAGCAGCAGCAGAAGAAAAAAAGAUUGAUGACUUGGCAAGAGAUGAUUGGAAAUUAGGACAGUUUGUGAAUUAUUUGUUUCAAACAGAUGGAUCUGGGUAUCAUCAUGUUUGGCCUGAAAUGGAAUUCGGGUGGAAAAUUGUUCUUGGCACUUUCAUUGGAUUUUGUGGAGCAGCAUUUGGGAGUGUAGGUGGAGUUGGUGGUGGUGGUAUAUUUGUGCCAAUGCUUUCUCUGAUAAUCGGUUUUGAUGCAAAAUCUUCUACUGCUAUUUCAAAAUGUAUGAUUAUGGGUGCUGCAGCCUCAACCGUAUAUUAUAAUCUCAAACUAAGGCAUCCAACUCUUGAUAUGCCCAUAAUUGACUAUGAUUUGGCAUUGCUUAUCCAACCAAUGCUGAUGCUUGGAAUUAGUAUUGGAGUUGCGUUUAAUGUGAUUUUUGCUGACUGGAUGGUCACGGUUCUGCUAAUCAUUCUUUUCAUAGGCACCUCAACCAAGGCCUUUUGCAGAGGUGUUGACACAUGGAAAAAAGAAACAAUCAUGAAAAAGGAGGCUGCUAAGCGCUUGCAGACCAGUGAUGGUACGGAGGCAGAAUACAAGAUUCUACCUGGUGGUCCCAGCAACGGCGCAACCCAAACGAAACCUGAACGAGCAUUGAAAGAAGAGGUGGGUGUUCUUGAGAAUGUUUGUUGGAAAGAACUUGGGCUUCUUGUCUUUGUAUGGAUUGCAUUCCUUGUUUUGCAGAUUGGGAAGAAUUAUACAUCUACUUGCUCUGUAUUGUAUUGGGUGCUAAACUUAGCUCAGGUUCCAAUUUCUUUUGGGGUAUCUGGGUAUGAGGCAGUUAACUUGUAUAAGGGAACUAGAACUAUAUCAUCAAAGGGAGAUUCAUCCAGUCUUAGCAUAGGACAAUUGGUUUUGUAUUGUUCCUGUGGCGUUCUAGCUGGUAUGGUUGGAGGCUUACUUGGUUUAGGUGGCGGUUUUAUUAUGGGUCCACUCUUUCUGGAGCUUGGCGUUCCUCCGCAGGUUUCAAGUGCCACAGCCACAUUUGCAAUGACGUUCUCAUCAUCUAUGUCUGUUGUAGAAUACUACUUACUAAAGCGUUUCCCUGUUCCUUAUGCUGCUUACUUUCUACUUGUGGCGACAAUUGCUGCUUUUGUUGGGCAACAUGUUGUGAGAAAGCUGAUUAUGGUAUUGGGGCGGGCGUCACUAAUCAUAUUCAUCCUUGCCUUCACUAUAUUUGUUAGUGCAAUAUCAUUAGGUGGAGUUGGAAUUUCAAACAUGAUCGGGAAAUUUGAGCGUAAUGAAUACAUGGGAUUCGAGAGCCUUUGCAAGUAUGAGGUCUAAAUUUAGGUAAAACAUUUAUCCAAAAUUGGUGAAAACUAUAUGAUAUGGUUUACUUGUAUCUCAUGCUGUGAAAGAUGUAAAUGGGCUAUUUCUACGCUUCUAAAACGACUAGUUCAAGAUUAUUUCAUUUGUGCAAAAUCCGGUUUAGAUUCAAGUGUCUCCGGGAAUCACGCUCCUUUGGACACUUUGAAUUUGGCUUCCGGGUGUCAGAUGUCAAUACACCGAUGAAUGUCACACUUAGUGAGAUACUAUAUCAUAGUCCUUUCAUAUGUUUGUUGAAUCCAAUUUAAGGUUAUGCAUUUUGUUGUCUUUAAGUUCUUCA
Erigeron canadensis is the source of this 1917-nucleotide messenger RNA. Its product is annotated as sulfite exporter TauE/SafE family protein 3-like. Lineage: Eukaryota; Viridiplantae; Streptophyta; Magnoliopsida; Asterales; Asteraceae. The record is from RefSeq and is a predicted model, not a curated record. The transcript is spliced from 12 exons. Gene Ontology annotation, cellular component: membrane; Cul4A-RING E3 ubiquitin ligase complex. Gene Ontology annotation, biological process: protein ubiquitination. The coding region runs from base 162 to 1595 and encodes 477 amino acids.